Molecule: messenger RNA, 695 nt
Organism: Neoarius graeffei (lesser salmon catfish)
Lineage: Eukaryota; Metazoa; Chordata; Actinopteri; Siluriformes; Ariidae
Gene: morn5
Product: MORN repeat containing 5
Exons: 6
Coding region: 1-534 (177 amino acids)
Source: RefSeq, a predicted model, not a curated record
AUGGAGUUUACAGGUAGCAGUUACCGUGGAACUUAUAAAAAUGUCAGGAUGGAGGGCACAGGAGAGUACACACUCCCCACACACACCAGAUAUGAAGGAGAGAUAAACGACGGCAUGUUUCAUGGAAAAGGAGUCUUGCACUUUCCUAAUGGAGGGAAAUAUGAUGGAAUCUGGGAAAAAGGGAGAUGCAAGCAGGGUCAUUACACCUUCCCUGAUGGACUGGAGUAUGAGGAGACAGACUGGGAUUACUGUAACGGCUACGAUCGACGUUUCUACACGGAGAGAUGUUCUGGACUCAAACCUGCAGGAGAAUCCCAGCUGACUAACAGCGAUCCUAGUCCUGUCAUCCCUGACGGCUGCUACGACUGCGGAGAUGGAUUCUACGACCCCAACACCAGAGUCGUCACGGAUUACACAGGCGCUUUUCUCAGGAACGCUGAUGAUGACGAGCACAAGUGGAUCACACAGACAUGCCGGAAGGGCUGGGAUGAGAUUGUGGGAUGCAUUCCCAGGGACAACACGAUGGAAAUGUGAAUAACGUUUCAGAGUGGAGUCCUGGGAAAAGUGGAGGUCAGAUCAUAACACUACACAAGCCAUGGCCUAAAGGUUAGAGAAGCAGCUUUGGGCCCAAAAGGUCACUGGUUUGAUUCCCUGGACCAGCAGGAAUGGUUGAAGUGCCCUUGAGCAAGGCACUG